AAUAGACCAUUAUUACGUAAUAAUGACUGAGUUUGUGUUAAUUGGGGUUCCGGACUCUGAAAUGAAACAAAACCAUGCGAGUUGGUCAACCAAUAAGAUUGGUGGAUUUCCGGACUGGAUGAGCAUUGUUACAUCACAACCGAGUUGUUCACGAUGCAGUAAAGCACAAAGAUUCAUGCUCCAAAUUUAUUGUCCAUUGGAAAACUCGAAAUAUCAUCGAACACUUUAUGUUUUCUGUUGCACGCAAAAGCAGUGUUGGAGUGAUAGUAGCGGUUGGAAAGUUUAUCGAGAUCAAAUGAUGGAAAAAGUUGAAGCUGGUCCACCUAUUGUUAAGGGGUCAACUGAGGGUGAAAGUUGGGGAUUGGGUGAUGAUGACUGGGGUGAUGAGGGUUUCCCCUCACCCACUAAUGGGGAUUUCCCUGUUGCGGAACAAACAUGUGAACCUGAACAACAAAUGAAAGAUGAGAAGCCACUUGAAUCCAUUGUUACAUCACUAUCAACACAACAAACAUACAAUCCUCGCUACAUCGACGUUUUCAACGAGUCUGACCUCAUCUCUCCUCUAGAGGGCGACAAACACAUCGCGGAUUUGAUCUCGAAAUAUGAAACAUCCGCGAGCCAAAGUAAGGAUGAAGAUUUAUUCGCUGGUUGUUCGGCUGCCACGGAAACUUAUGAAAAAAAUGAACAGAAAGUGAAAAAUCGAGCUUUUCAUAAAUUUCAUAAAAAAAUUUCAUUGUUGCCUCACCAGUGUAUACGUUACAACUAUGGAGGUUCUCCAUUGCUCCUGAGUGAUUGUGAUGUAACAAUGAGCAUUCCUCCUUGCUCCUCUUGUGGGAAAAGUCUCACUUUUGAGUUCCAGCUGCUACCUGGGUUGUUGCCUACCGUGCAUAUAGAUGGAGAAGAUCCCGUAGAGUUCGGUACCAUCCUCGUUUACACUUGUUCUCACAAUUGUUGGGGUAACCGGGAUUCCCCCCAAAUUGGGGGCCACGUGGUGUAUUGUCCCGACCCCGAUUUAAAAUUUUUUAAAUCUCAAAAAUUUAAUGAAAAAAUAAAGAAUUCUGGUGUAUAGAAGAUGUCCAUGUUAUAACUCGACUGAGCAUAAGGUGCAUGAACAACACUAAGCAUUAAACUUAUAAUUUAUUAAUAUACCCUUUUCCAUUAAUAAGGCAUCAUUUAAAUUUCAUUCGCCUAUUUAUAAAAUCGAAAUAUCAAGAAUUAUAAAAAAUUAAUUCUUCUAAUUGA
Messenger RNA from Ciona intestinalis (vase tunicate), 1242 nucleotides. The record is from RefSeq and is a predicted model, not a curated record. NCBI's taxonomy places the organism in Eukaryota, Metazoa, Chordata, Ascidiacea, Phlebobranchia, Cionidae.